Molecule: messenger RNA, 1317 nt
Organism: Fusarium tjaetaba
Lineage: Eukaryota; Fungi; Ascomycota; Sordariomycetes; Hypocreales; Nectriaceae
Product: histidinol dehydrogenase
Exons: 3
Coding region: 1-1317 (438 amino acids)
Biological process (GO): L-histidine biosynthetic process
Cellular component (GO): cytoplasm
Molecular function (GO): NAD binding; histidinol dehydrogenase activity; metal ion binding
Source: RefSeq, a predicted model, not a curated record
AUGGCUCGAACACAUCUCAAGCGCCCCUCGUCCGCCAACUCAACAAGUAAAGCCACCAAUGGCUCACUGCCUGAUGUCCCCAGGAUAGUCAAGGAUGUAAUCGAUAGCGUCCGGCGAGAAGGCGAUGUCGCUGUACAGCGUUACAGCGAGCAAUUUGACAAAUGGUCUCCUCCAAGCUUCAAGCUUUCCAAGGAGGACAUCGACCAAGUCAUGGCCCGAGUCCCGGAGCAGGUCAUCAAUGAUAUCAAGACUGUUCAGUCCAACGUCCGCAAGUUUGCAGAGGCCCAGUUGAACUCAAUCAAAGAGUUUGAGAUCGAGAUGGCUCCUGGUGUAUUUCUUGGUCAAAAGAACAAUCCAAUUGACUCAGUUGGAGCAUACAUCCCAGGAGGCCGGUACCCCCUAUUAGCCUCCGCGCACAUGACCAUCUUGACAGCCAAAGUUGCAGGCGUCAGAAAUGUAGUAGCCUGUACGCCCCCUGCAGCCGGUGAAAUUCCCCUGGCCACAGUCGCUGCCAUGCAUCUCGCAGGCGCAGAUGAGAUCUUCAUCCUCGGUGGUAUUCAAGCCGUUGCAGCAAUGGCGAUCGGCACGGAAACUGUGCCCAAGGUUGAUUUCAUCGCAGGUCCAGGGAAUGCCUUUGUUGCCGAGGCGAAAAGGCAGUUGUUUGGUCAGAUUGGAAUCGACCUCUUCGCCGGGCCGACGGAAGUUUUGAUCGUAGCGGAUGAAACAGCAGAUCCUUACAUGAUCGCGACUGAUCUUCUUUCUCAGGCUGAGCAUGGGCCGGAUACACCUGCUGUCUUGAUCUGCACCUCUGCUGAAGUGGCAAAGAGUGCCAUAAAGUACUGCGAUGAUCAACUGACUACGCUGAAGACAGCAGCGGUAGCUAGUGUCUCUUGGCGUGACUACGGAGAGGUUAUCCUCGCUGAUACGGUUGAUGAAGCCUAUCAGAUUGCCGACGAGUUUGCUUCUGAGCAUGUACAAAUUCUCACUGCGAACCCCAGAGAGGCGCUUACCAAGAUGCAACACUACGGAGCCUUGUUUCUGGGCCCAAUGACCUGCGUUUCUUUUGGUGACAAGUGUAUCGGCACGAAUCACGUUCUGCCUACAAAGCACGCGGCGAGGUACACUGGCGGUUUGUGGGUAGGAAAGUUCCUCCGCACAGUGACUUAUCAGGAAGUCAAGUCUGCUCAGGCAAGUGGUGGACUUGGUCAGCUCUGUGGAAGGGCUGCGCGGGUAGAACUCUUUGAGGGCCACGCGAGAUCUGGAGACAUUCGGGCACAUCGAUAUAUCGGGGACAAGUUUGAGUGGAUAAAGCAGUAG